Messenger RNA from Hyaloscypha bicolor E, 2759 nucleotides. RefSeq lists its product as uncharacterized. Bases 102 to 2654 code for a protein of 850 amino acids. The transcript is spliced from 4 exons. NCBI's taxonomy places the organism in Eukaryota, Fungi, Ascomycota, Leotiomycetes, Helotiales, Hyaloscyphaceae. The record is from RefSeq and is a predicted model, not a curated record.
GUCCGUCUUCCCCCUCGCCAUGAGGCAGUCGGGAAAACUAGAGUCCACAUGACGGGUCCGGAGUUUGUGAUCGCAGUAUCUCAGUCUGCAAGAUCCAGAGGAUGAACACAGAGCGAGGAGAAAUGGACUCGCUUCCAGAGCCGACAGAGUUUGCGUGGCUUGCCGAUCUUCAAAAAUCUCAGUCAUUUACGACUUGUUUGGCGGACCAUCCCGCCAAAACGACAGAUUUCGGGUGUGACGGUUACACAGCGUCUUUGAGCGACUACCAUGAACUUCUUCAACUCACAGCGCCAGAUGACCAUUGUGGGAUUGUGUAUGUCAGAGGCCAUUUCCAAAAUACUCCGGAUGCAAUUCUAGCCAGAGCUCAGAGACCAGAUGUGUCUGGGCUGAAAGGGUCUUUUGGCGUUCAAAUCCAUCCUGAGUCUCUUUUUGAACUCGGCGAGAAGCAAGCGCAGGGUUUCGUCAAUCUUCGGUGGCCUUACAUUCAAUAUGACCUCAGAAAGAAGGCCGCUUUUGACGACGGGAACAGCGGCUCUUUCGAAGAGAUAUCCUUUGUUAAAGAUGGCACACUAUUUCAGAUUGCACGUAUCAAGUGGGGAAGGGGAGGCUCACUGAGUGACUUCGACUCGGCAAAUACUUUGGAAAGUGAAACCAUCAAACUGAAGAGUGGAGGGAAAAUCCAAUUUGGGUGUCCUUGCUCGAAUGGAGGGCCUCCAAUUGCCGACUCUUUUCGACUACGUUUUGAAGAGAAUCAGCUCAGCUGCAUCAGUGAACUGUACCAGAGGCGCUUGGAUGUUCAAAUAUUUGUGAAUAAUCUUCCACAGGAACUCGGACCGUCGCAAUUGUCUCGUGCUUCCCACGAAGUCCAGGUACCGGACCUUUCAAGAACGCAUGACAUUGACCUCUACGUUGGCAGGCCGACAAUCAUUGUGUCCAGGUAUGCCUUGCGGGACGAUGCCCCAAUCAAUCAACCUGGUCUUUCUGAGCUUGAUGGAAAGUAUUUUGAGGAUAUCGAGAACUAUUUGGGAACCUCCAGCACUUCCCUGAACAUGACGGACAGAUUAUGGACGGCACUUUGUUCGACAAAUUACGAAUCCAGUGAAGCGGUCGAGUUUUGCGUUGUUGGAAGAUGUGUUGAGCAGAUUCUUUGCGUCUCUUCUGUCCCUGUCCCCGACGACCCUCCAAUUAUCGCGUCUGCAUCGAAUAUCCUUUCAUCUGCCGCAGGAGAAACCUCAACCCAAGGCACGCCAGAAGAUGCAGAAAAGGAGGUACCAAUUGCUCUCGUUCGAAAUAUAAUAACCUCUCAAUACGUGGACGUUCAAAGCAGUUUUUGGCAAAUUCGCUUACUAGUGAAAGUCCACGAGUUCAUCCGAACAAGAUACUUUGAACCCGACCUACUGGAGACGCUUUGCCCUUUGGAUGAGAUGCGAGCAGCUUACCUGGCAAAGUUGCGACGACAUAUCCGUGCGAUUCUGAUUUGGCUCAUAGAGACAGACCUCAGACCUCGGGAACUACUGCUUCCCCUGAAGAUUGAACGAGGUCCAGAAAUUUCCAAGAGUCAUAUUUCGCCCGCAAGAAUUCAACACUGUCGGGAGCAGAGAGAAUCUGUCAACGUUGACCGAUCCUAUAACCAAGCCUGCUUUGCAUCUCUGGCAGUUUGGUAUGCCAUGAGAUAUUGUCCACGGGCAAUAACAGAGGAUCUCAAAUCUGAAAUCCUUUUGCCGCAACUCAAGAAAGCGUACACAUCAGUCGAAAAACGGAGGACUCGUGGCCAAGAAGAUCCCACUCCGAAGAAUGACGUUUUGCAAUGGUUUCACUUAUGCUGCCUGCUUCUGAUCCUCCGCGAGCCUGUUGGUCGGGACUCAGAUGGGUACGCAGCAGCGGGGCUUGAGAGGGAUGCCGUGACAAAAUCACAACUCAAGUUCCAGAAAUACGUCACCAGGCUUAAAACAAAACAGAACGAGCCAUACUCGUUGGAACACGAGGAGAUGGACCGUCUUGUUUUAUUGGGGGAGGAAUUGGACUUGCAAACACUGCAAACUCCUUUCACCGCAAGUCUGGCAGAAGCACGAGCGAAGCAAACACGAGCAAGAAUCGAGGAAAGAGAGCGAACGACGAAAUUCAAUCCAGGCCCCAAAGCAUGGAAGACAUCAAGGAUUACCUCCUCAGGUCCGUGGGAGCUAUCGUUUCUCAAUCAUCACAGCUUCCUGCGGAUAACGAAGGGGGAGAAUGUUCGCUCGAGUAGAGAUAGAUGCUUCGAUUUUGUGCUUGCUGACUACACGUUCAUGACCUCUUGGGACCGUGCUGACUUCAACGUGGUUGGAACGUGGUGGGAUCUUGAGCCUCUGAGUGUCUUCUCUGCAACAAUCCUCGAUCUCAAGACCGAAGGAAGGCUCAAGUCUGCCAAGUCAGAGGAGGCCGUCGAGAAACUUGCACAAUCGGUCCCUGACGUGCCUGUCGAACACCAGCCCACCACUAAGGAGAAACGCGAAGAAGACCCCAUUAGCGACAUUAUCUCUCAAAUAAAGCAGACUUUAGCAACUACUGGCGAUAGAGAUCUGGACUCCCAGAGCAAGUUCUUUGACUGGAUCGGCUGCCACCCUGGUCAUUCUUUCUAUCCGGUAUAUUUAUUCGCUCUCUGGAAUGUUGCUUGAAGCUUUGUCAAGCUAACUUUCCACCAGAGAUACCAGGUGCAGUCUAUAGAGGAUACCACACGUGCGAUUCAGACGAAAUAUGUCCCACUACGAAAAGAACUCUAC